This is a messenger RNA of Vigna umbellata (rice bean), 709 nucleotides long. RefSeq names its product Late embryogenesis abundant (LEA) hydroxyproline-rich glycoprotein family. NCBI's taxonomy places the organism in Eukaryota, Viridiplantae, Streptophyta, Magnoliopsida, Fabales, Fabaceae. The record is from RefSeq and is a predicted model, not a curated record. Gene Ontology annotation, biological process: defense response to other organism. Gene Ontology annotation, cellular component: plasma membrane.
CUCAACACCUUCGUUUCCACAUAUAACUGAGAAGUGAAACACCAAUUCUCUAUACCUAGCUAUUCAGACAAACAUUCUUAUUCAACACAUCAAGCAAUACAUAAUCGAUAAGCAUGUACGAUAGCAAGUCCUUACACAAGGAACGAGGUAGCGCUAAAUGUUUCGUAUGCAUUCUCGCUUCCUUCGUCAUCUUAUGUGCACUUCUACUGGUUUUGGCCUCUAUAACACGUGUGAGGGAGCCACGUGUCAAAAUAAGGUCAGCUACGUCUAACCAAAUCACUCACAACGCUUCACCAUCGUCACCUUCCUUCAACGCCACCAUCAUCAUCUUUAUCAGCAUCGACAACCCCAAUUUCGAUGUCUUCGCUUACGAGAAUUGCAGUGUGAGUGUGCUCUAUGCGGGUGUGAAGAUUGGUGAUAGACCAAUCAACGGUGACAAAGUGAGUAUCAGAAAAACCAAAGAAAUUAAUGUUACAGUUGAUUUGAGGUCCGGUGAUCAGGUACCCGUUACUGCCAAUUUUUCCGGUGACAUCAAUUCAGGGAGGUUGAAUCUCACCAGCUACGCCAAAUUUACUGGCACAGUUCGUUUUCUCAAAAUUAUGAAUGUCAAAAAGAGCAUCCAAAUGGCUUGUGCUAUGAAGCUCAACUUCACCUCUCUCGUACUUCAGAAUAUUCAAUGCCAAUAGUAACAUUUCUUCCUGGUUUCUCA